This is a messenger RNA of Gymnogyps californianus (California condor), 3034 nucleotides long. Its product is annotated as protein argonaute-1. NCBI's taxonomy places the organism in Eukaryota, Metazoa, Chordata, Aves, Accipitriformes, Cathartidae. Gene Ontology annotation, molecular function: protein binding; RNA binding. The record is from RefSeq and is a predicted model, not a curated record. The coding region runs from base 13 to 2586 and encodes 857 amino acids. The transcript has 20 exons.
CGCGUGGAUGGGAUGGAAGCGGGACCCUCGGGAGCAGCUGCAGGCGCAUACCUGCCACCAUUGCAGCAGGUCUUUCAAGCGCCGCGUCGGCCCGGGAUAGGAACGGUUGGGAAGCCCAUCAAGCUCUUGGCCAACUACUUUGAAGUGGACAUUCCCAAGAUUGAUGUGUAUCAUUAUGAAGUGGAUAUCAAACCCGACAAAUGUCCACGCAGAGUCAACAGGGAAGUCGUGGAGUACAUGGUACAGCACUUCAAACCGCAGAUCUUCGGCGACCGAAAGCCAGUCUACGAUGGGAAGAAGAACAUCUACACUGUCACGGCCUUACCCAUUGGAAACGAGCGGGUUGACUUUGAGGUGACGAUCCCAGGGGAAGGCAAGGACAGGAUAUUUAAGGUCUCCAUCAAAUGGAUGGCCAUCGUGAGCUGGCGCAUGCUGCACGAGGCCCUGGUCAGCGGGCAGAUCCCCGUCCCCCUGGAGUCCGUCCAGGCGCUGGAUGUGGCCAUGAGGCACCUGGCUUCCAUGAGGUACACUCCCGUCGGCCGCUCCUUCUUCUCCCCCCCCGAAGGCUACUACCACCCCCUGGGAGGCGGCAGGGAGGUCUGGUUCGGUUUCCACCAGUCGGUCAGGCCUGCCAUGUGGAAGAUGAUGCUCAACAUUGAUGUGUCUGCCACCGCCUUCUACAAAGCGCAGCCUGUAAUCGAGUUCAUGUGCGAGGUGCUGGACAUCCGGAACAUCGACGAGCAGCCGAAGCCCCUGACGGACUCGCAGAGAGUGCGUUUCACCAAGGAGAUCAAAGGUCUGAAAGUCGAGGUUACCCACUGCGGGCAGAUGAAGAGGAAAUACCGCGUGUGUAACGUUACCAGGCGGCCAGCCAGCCACCAGACGUUUCCCCUGCAGCUGGAGAGCGGUCAGACAGUGGAGUGCACAGUGGCUCAGUACUUUAAGCAGAAAUACAACCUGCAGCUGAAAUAUCCCCACCUACCCUGUCUCCAGGUUGGCCAGGAGCAGAAGCACACGUACCUGCCCUUGGAGGUGUGCAACAUUGUGGCAGGCCAGCGGUGCAUCAAGAAGCUCACAGACAAUCAAACGUCAACCAUGAUAAAAGCAACAGCCAGGUCUGCCCCAGACAGGCAAGAGGAAAUUAGCCGCCUGAUGAAGAACGCCAGCUACAACCUGGAUCCCUACAUUCAGGAGUUUGGGAUCAAGGUGAAGGAUGACAUGACGGAGGUGACGGGGAGGGUCCUGCCGGCGCCCAUCCUGCAGUACGGAGGCAGGAACCGGGCCAUUGCAACUCCCAACCAAGGCGUGUGGGACAUGCGAGGGAAGCAGUUCUACAACGGCAUUGAGAUCAAAGUCUGGGCGAUUGCUUGCUUUGCCCCGCAGAAGCAGUGUCGAGAGGAGGUGCUGAAGAACUUUACGGACCAGCUGCGCAAGAUCUCCAAAGAUGCAGGGAUGCCGAUCCAAGGCCAGCCCUGUUUCUGUAAAUACGCCCAGGGUGCAGACAGCGUGGAGCCCAUGUUUCGACACCUCAAGAACACCUAUUCAGGGCUUCAGCUCAUCAUUGUCAUCCUGCCAGGGAAAACGCCGGUGUACGCCGAGGUGAAGCGCGUUGGGGACACCCUCCUGGGAAUGGCCACGCAGUGCGUCCAGGUCAAGAACGUGGUGAAAACCUCCCCGCAGACCCUUUCCAACCUCUGCCUCAAGAUCAACGUCAAGCUUGGCGGGAUCAACAACAUCCUUGUGCCUCACCAGCGCUCUGCCGUCUUUCAGCAGCCGGUGAUCUUCCUCGGGGCCGAUGUCACUCACCCGCCGGCAGGAGAUGGGAAGAAACCUUCCAUAACGGCUGUUGUGGGCAGCAUGGACGCCCACCCCAGCCGGUAUUGUGCCACGGUGCGCGUGCAGCGUCCUCGCCAGGAAAUCAUCGAGGACUUGUCCUACAUGGUGAGGGAGCUCCUCAUCCAGUUCUACAAAUCCACCCGGUUCAAACCCACCAGGAUCAUCUUCUACCGCGACGGCGUUCCCGAGGGGCAGCUCCCACAGAUCCUUCACUAUGAGCUCCUAGCAAUCCGAGACGCCUGCAUCAAACUGGAAAAGGAUUACCAGCCUGGCAUCACCUACAUCGUCGUCCAGAAAAGGCAUCACACCCGUCUCUUCUGCGCAGACAAGAAUGAGAGGAUUGGGAAGAGCGGGAACAUCCCAGCAGGAACAACAGUGGAUACAAAUAUCACCCACCCCUUUGAGUUCGACUUCUACCUGUGCAGUCAUGCAGGCAUUCAGGGUACGAGCCGGCCAUCCCAUUACUACGUGCUCUGGGAUGACAACCGGUUCACCGCGGAUGAGCUGCAGAUCCUCACGUACCAGCUGUGCCAUACCUACGUGCGGUGCACCCGCUCGGUCUCCAUCCCGGCCCCGGCGUACUACGCCCGACUGGUGGCGUUCAGAGCGCGGUACCAUCUCGUGGACAAGGAGCACGACAGUGGCGAGGGCAGCCAUAUAUCUGGACAGAGCAACGGCAGAGACCCCCAGGCCUUGGCGAAGGCUGUGCAGGUUCAUCAGGACACUUUACGUACCAUGUACUUUGCUUGAAAGCCUAACUUUUGUUACCUCACUCAAGAAAGCUUUCAGAUUUGUAGGAGCCAUACAAAAAAGGAAGCAUUGGGACACCUUGUUUUUUUUCCAAUGAGAAAUCACUGCAGGGCAGGCAGCGUCGAUUCGAGGCAGGAGACCAGCACCACGGGACAGAAAGAUCCAACACCUUUGUAGGAUUGGAAGAGACUGAUGAUUAUUUUUUUAAUUUUUCUGGCUUUGCAAAAUUUUGACCUGACCAAACACAUGAAGGCAUUCAAGGAAGGGAUAAAACUCCCAGGAGGCGGAAGCAGGUUUUCAUUUUUAAGAUGCAAUACUAUAGACUCCUGACUGUGAAAUGGCGGAUUUGGUCCUCCGUUGCCCACCAGGCGCUGUCCCAAGUGUCUGUUACCCUGUAACUGUUGGCAGAAGACCUAAAUAAAAGCAAUGUGAAUAUGUUGGGGUGACA